AUGAAGUAAGUAAAAAAGAAACAAAAAUAAAAAAGUUCUUUAGAUCAAAGAUUUAUUGAAUUUUAUAUUUAAGUCAGAAUCCUUAGCGAACACUAUUUUGUAACAUUUAAUAGCGCCAUAAUUAAUAUUGUAUUGAUAUUUUCCACCCUUUAAGAAUCUAGCUUUUUAUUAUUGAAUUAUCAAGACGAAUUUUUCAAAAAAGGAAUCAAUUUUUUUACUUUUAUUAGAGAAAUUUCUUUAGCGUCUCGAAUAAAAUUAAGUUCAAAUGAGGAAUUUAUAUAAUUGAGUUAUUUGAUACCCUUAUGUAUUACAUUACUUUAUCAGAUUAUACUGAUAUAUUUGUUUAUCAUUUAUUUAGGAAAAAACAAAAAACAGCAUAGAUUAAGUGAAUUUUUAAAAACUUAAUAUAGAUUAAUUUAAAUAGUUUUAAGAAUUUUCUCAUAUUUCCAUUCAUUGAUGUAUUAUAUUACAAUUAUUCCUAUGACAGAAUUAACAUUAAGUUCCUUAUUUUAUAAUACAAAAAGUUCAUCUAUUAAUAUGAUUAAUUUAUCAUUUUCAAUAAUGACACUUAUUUUGGUGAUUGGUAAUUAUUUGAUUUAAUUAUUUUGUAAUUUAGAAUCAAUCUCUAUUACUCCUCAAAAUUUAUAAUUAUUAUAAGUUACAUUUAGUAAUUAUUGGAAAUCCUUAUUGAAUUUAAUAAUUGUUGUUAUUGAUUAAAUGGAUAGUUCUAAUAUAACUAAAUUUUAUCUAAUUUUCAGCUUAAUAAUAGUCAAACAAUUAAGUAAUUUUUGGGCUUUGAUAUAAAGUUAUCCCAAUUUACAUCAUCGAUAAAAAAUUGAAGUAUAAUGCAAUUUUUUUUAAAUAACACUAGCCAUUAUAUUAUUCAUUAAUCAAGUUUCUAAAUAAGAAUAAGAUAAAUAUGAUGUGUUAUUAAUAUUAUUAAUUACACCAAUUUUAAAUGUAAUCAUUUAUAAUUAUCAAAUUAAAAUGCAUGAAUCUUUAAUGGUAACGAAUAGUUCUAAAAUUACAGCUGAUAUGUUAUAAUAUAAAAUUGGUAAUAUUAUUUAUGAAUAUGGUAAAUUAUAAUCAAAUUACUUGUAAGAUACUAAAAAAAUGACAUAUAUUCAUCAUUUUAAAUAAACUCAUUUAGAUGAAUGUGAAGAUUCUAAAUGUUUAUGUAAGAGAUAAAUAAUUUCAUUUGAAGAUUCAAUAGGAUUAUUUCUUAAAGAUUAAGUUAAGAAUUUUGAUGCAAUAAUUUCAAGAACAAAAGAUGAAUCUGCUCGUUAAUCAUAUUUCUUACAUUAUUUAUCUCUUAUUAAUUAUUUAGGAUUGAAUACAAAAGCUUUUUAAUAAUCAAAUUUUUUAGCUUAACUUGAUAGUGAAUAGAUUUAAUUUAGUUCAUCUGCUACUCAUGGUGUAAACUAUAAAUUUAAUUAUCAAAAAAGUGAUAGAAAAGAAUUAAAUAAUAGUUCUGAUGGUAAAAGUCAUUCUCUUUAGAAAUCUAAAAUAGGAGGUGAUAAAAAUGAAUAAAGUACUAUACAUAUAAGAUUAAAUAAUAUGGCAUUUAUUACAAAAUAAAAACUCAAUUUAAUUUAAGAAUAGAUUAAAUAAUCUAUGAGUAUGGGAUUUUCUAAGUAAUCUGCUUAAUUUUCUGAAAAUUUAGAACAUGCUGUUAAAUUAUUUCUCCAAUCUGAAGAUAAUAAUAAAAAAUUAAGAAAAAAAGUAGUUAAAAUGUUAAAUAGGAAAAGGGAAUUCUUCAAUAAUUUAAAUUAAUUGAGUAAUGAUGUUAUUAUUUUUUAAGCAGGUAAAAAAUUACUUAUUGAAAUGAAUGAACUUGAAGAAUAAUUAUACAAAUUAUAUGAUUAAUUUCCAAGUUAAAAAAUGUAAGCAUUAAAUACAUUUUAUUAAUCUGAAAUUAUGAAUAAUUAUUUUUCUGCUUAUAAAAUAGCAACCAUAGCAUCAAUUUCAGAUGAAAAAUUAUUAAAAAUGUAAUCUUAAACAAAUUUUGAUUUAUUUUCUAAUAAAAUUGAUUAUUUAAUUAUUGGAUUUGAUUAAUAAUCACAUAAAUUAUCAAUUAGAAGUGGUUCAAAUAUGAUUCACUAAUUUUUUGGUUUAUCAUAAGAUUAAUUUAAAAUGAUAUAUUAAAUCAAUUCAAUACUACCUUAAGGAUUUGAAAUAAUACAUGAAAAAUUAGUUGCUAAUUUUUUAUAACAUGGAGUAUCAAAAUAUUUCAGAUAAAUAAAUUUAAAUUUUUGUCAAUAUCAAUAAAGAUUUAUAAAAACAAUAGAUUUUUUCUAUGAUAUUAAUUUUAUGAAUUUAGAUGAUUUAACAUUUGCUUGUUUUCUUUAAAAUGUUGAAACUCAAAGUGCUUAUUUAUUUUCAUUAUCUAAUCAUAAAAUAUCUGGAAUUUCAAAAAACUUUAUCAAUAAAUUAGGUUAUAACAAUAAAUUGAAUAAAGAAUUAGCUUAAUCAUUUUAAAAAGUUCCAUUAAGUAAGGUUUUUCCUAAAAUAUCCUUAAUACUUGAAGCUAAUAUUACUAGAGCAUCUGAUAUUAAUUAAGAUAUAAUUGAUAUAACUUAAAUUAGUGAAUAUUCUUUGAAAAUGUAUAUUCCAUCAGCUUUGAUUUUGGGAAACAACUCAAAAAUAAAUUGGGAUAACUAAGAUCAUUUAAUUAGUUAUUCAGUGGAUUGCAUUUUACAUAUCAGAAAUUUUAAAAGUGAAUUGAAUUAUAUAAUAAUUGAGAUCAAAGAAAUAAAAAAAUAAUCUAAAUCAGAAAAUACAAUUCCUGAUCCAUAAAUGACAUUAGGAUAUAAUUCAAAUUAAGAUUUUGAAAGUUUGAAUGCUUUUGAUUUAGAAUAGGAUGAUACAGAAUUUGCAGUAAAUAUGCCUAAAGCAAUAGAACUUUAUGGAUUGGAAGAUUAAUCUGGAAAUCUUGAUAAUUUAGAUAAUUUAGAUUAAUUUGAAUAUCAUGUAAAUAAAUUAAGAGUUAAUGAAAAAAAUAUGAAUUAAUCUUAUUAAUAACCCUAUUAAAAUUAAUCUAUGAUGAGUCCUAAAGAUAGUGGAUUAAGAUUGAUAGAAAACAAAAAUCCUGAUUUUAAUGUAACAUCAAUAUAAAAAAAACAGUAUAUUAAUAAAUAAUAAUUCUUUAAAUCAGAUGAAUAAAUUGAAUAAGAAGAAUAGUUUUCAUCAUUUCAAUAAAGUAGUGAAAUUAAAAAAUAACAAAUGAUGGAUAAUUAAAUUGAUAAACUUUAAUAUGAUGAUAUAGAUUAGGAAUUAUAAGAAAAUAUUAGAAUGCAAAUGUAAAUGGAUUCAAAAGAAUAACGAGUUGUUCAUAUUGAUGAUAUUGGAUCAUAAGUUAGUUCAAUUGCAGGAUUUAAGAAAUCAAAAUACUCAAAAAAAUAUGAUUUAAUUGAAAAAUUAAUCAAUUCAACUAAAUUUUCCAAAAAAUUUAAAGCAAUGUUAGUAUUUUUAACAAUCAUGUUAAGUCUAUUUUUAGUUUAUAGUGGAAUUAUGCUCUAUUAUUCAAAUGAUGAUUUAAACAGAUUUUUAGAGGAGUUAGAUUUAAUUUAAAUAAAAUCUAAUAUUAUUGGACCAGUCAAUAAAUAUAUAGUUUCUUAGAAUGCAUUGACAACAUAUAUUAUACUUAUGUUAAUAAAUCCUAAUAUUACUAUGGCAAGUUAAAUAGAAAAAAUGCAGUAUUCAAUUAGAGAUAUAAAUUAUACAUACUUUGAACUCAAAGAUAGUUUUACAAAAUAAUUAUCAAAUCCUUAUUUGAAUCCUUUCUUUGAGAAUAAAUAUUUCAAUAUUACGGUUGGAAAAUAUCCAGAAACAAUGAAUUAUACAAUAUCAGCAAGAGAAUCCAUGUAUUUAUAUUUAGAGGCCUGCUAUAAUUUCAUAAAUAUUGAUUAUCUUAAUCUAAUUAAUUUAGAUUUAACUUAAGGGUUUUUAGUAUUUCUAUAUGCAAAUUAUUAAACAUUUGUAGAAUAAUUAUAAUUAUUAAAUGAAGAGAUGGUAAGUUAUUCAAUAACUAGAUCAGGUACUGUAUCUGAAAAAUGGAAUUACCUUUUGAUUCCAAUAGUAUUAGUUUGUUUGUUAUUAUUACUAAUAGUAUUCUCAUUUUAUAAAGCAUAUCUAAAUUAAUAUAAUAAUUUUCUUUAACUUUUUAACUUUAUUGACAUAGUAUGGUUGUAAAGAGAUAUAGAUAGAUAUAGAGGAAUAGCCUCUUUAUUAAUAAAAGAUUCUGAUGUUUUAUUUAAAUAUUAAUUUGAUAUUGAUAUAAAGGAAAAGUUCUUAGCAGCAGAAGAUAUAAGAAAAGAAAAAAUAGCCUAGAAUUAAAAAAAUAAUAGAUAAAAACAAAAAGGUUAAAUUACUAAUUUAAAUUAAAAGAUGUCAAUAUUGCCAUCAAUGUUUUUAUUUAUAUUUUUAUUUGGAAUUUGUUUUAUUUUUUGUUUUAUUACAAAUUCCUUAGGAAGAAAUUACUUUGAGAAGUAUCCAGAUACAACUAUUUUUUUUAACUCCUUAUCUAAUUUGUGUAUUGCUGUCAGUGGAGUUUUUUCGAUGAGAGAAGUUAUAUAUUAUUAAAAGUUUCCAUUAUAAACUAUCUUUUACUUUUUUCCAGAUAAAAAUGCCACAUUUUUUGUGCAAAAUUUUCAUGAUCAAAUAGAGAUCAUCAACAAUUUCUUAUCUCUUAUUGCUUAGAUGGAUACAUCUAAAUAUAUUACAUCUGAUGAUUUCAUUUCAGAAAUGAAUCUAAUGAUGAGCACAGAUGUAUGUUAAUUUUUACCAGAAGUAAGUUUUUUAUAUUAUUAUUACAAGAACAAAAUCGAGAUGGCUUAAAGUCAUUGUGAUGCUGUAUAUUAAGGAGUUGUGAGGAAAGGAUUCUAGGCUGCUGGUACAACUAUAAGAAACAGUUUACUAAAUGAAUAUGAUUAAACAAAUGGAUUUGCACUUAAAGUAUAUACAACAUAAGAAGAACUCGAGGCUGGUUUGAUAUUGUAUGAUACCAUAUCAGUUUUGAAACAGAAAUUUUAAAAUUAGUUGAAGAAUUCAACUGAUGAAUUGAUUUCUCAAAUAUUGGUAAAUUAUCAAUUAACUUUUUUAGAUAAUAAAUUUAAUAUUCAUCAUUUUGGUUGUGUUAAUCAUUGUAUUAGUUUUCACUAAAAUAUUGUCUUAUUUUAAAUGGGAAUUCAAUUUAAUGAAACGAUUUUUAUUGUUGCUUCCUCAAUAAUCAUUAUUUUUGGAUAAUUAAUUAGAUAGGACUAUUAGAUAAAUGGUUGUGAAGGAUGAUUUAACUUGA
Messenger RNA from Paramecium primaurelia, 5296 nucleotides. The record is from the annotation of a GenBank genome assembly. Lineage: Eukaryota; Ciliophora; Oligohymenophorea; Peniculida; Parameciidae.